AGAGCUAAAUUCAAUGAAACGAUGUAAACAAGCACAAUUUCAGUUUAUUUUAUUUAAUACAUAAAACAAAGAUCAAAGGACCAGGAUUAGUAUAAUAAAUUCAUUUUUAAAACCAUAUAUACCGUAUUGACUUAACGCAAUAGUGUGCUAUUUUACGAAAGUGAAACAAAUUACCGCAAAUAUUUACCAUUAACAUGAAAACGAAAGUAGCGAGCAGCUGUACGUUUCAUGUGUAGACUCGUAGAAAUGAGGGACUGAAAAUACAUGCAGUGCUUUAUACAGUCAAUACAAAUUGAAGCUGCAAGUCUUUAUGUAAUUUCAUGUACAUUACAAACCGGCGUCCCUAGUAAGCACGUACAGUAAUGGCUUUGAGCCCAGGCCCUGUUGGGUUCCUUCCUACACAGAUUCAUCCAUGGGACUACUUGAUGCGCAGACUGUGCGAGGAAUUGAAUGACGAAGAGAAAGAAUAUUUGAUGCAGUUUUAUAUUCGUGAUGGAGAGGUACCCGGCAGUUUCGAAACACUCGUAGCGGAAAGAAUAGGAAAAGAUAUUGACUCGGCGGAGCAGUUAAAGCGAUAUUUAAAGGGCCAAUAUGGGGGCCAGGGGUCUUUUAGUUGGUCGGAGAAAAUUGAGGGGUACAUCAGGGACCUACAAGAAUAUAUCCAUCACUAUGAGAUUAAACCUACAACAACGUUUAUUGGCAGAGACGCGGACGUAAAUAAAGUAUGCAGGGACCUUGAAGAUUAUCGCAAUUUAGGGUUGAUCGUGCAUGGCUUUGGCGGGCAAGGGAAAAGCUGCCUAGCCAAUCAGGUGUGCCACAAAUUUCAAGAAAAGGGUUGGUUGGUUCUAAAAAUCGACCUCAGGAAUGUAACACACACUAGCGACGUCCUAAAGACGUUGUUGCUGAAACUGAAACAACCGUUCCCGACCUGUGAACAUGUAGAUCUUUUAAUGAAAAUACUUGUAAAAGGUUUACAUGCUAUAAAACACAAAACAUUGUUUUGUCUGGAUGAUUGUGACAAGAUCUUUCAGAACCAAUACGAACACGAAUUGUUUCAGGAUGCCUUUUACAGUCUAUUUCAUGCACAGGUUGACGCUCAGGUUAGGAUUUUGAUAACAACUCGUGAAAAAGUCCCAGAAAAGCCAGGUGAAGAUAAAUUAUUCGCUCAACAUCAUUUGAUGCCUCUUGUUCUCGAAGACGGCGUUGAUCUUCUAAAAUGUUGCUCGGGAAUGACCUUCGAGGUGGAUAAAGCUGAAGAAAUUGUGCACAAAUGUGCUUGUUCGCCAAUGGCAAUAAAGAUGGUAUCUACAAUGCUGAAAGAAGGAAAAUUUACAACGGAUCACUUAAUAUUUCAUCUUAACAUGGAUAAAAAUGUGUCAAAAGGGCUAGGUGUCAGGUCAAUAAUUGAAGAAACAAUUACAAACUUGGACCCAUUGGAACGCAACGCACUUGCAGCGAUGUCAGUUUUCCAAGCAUCGCCAUUCGAAUUUGGUGCAGUUGAGAAAAUUCUUCAAAAUAUAUGUCACAAUACAGGUACAUGCAUGUCAGUACUUCAGAGGUUGCAUGACAGUAAUUUACUGGAGGUUGAGUCUAGACACAAGUCUGAAAGAAAAUGCACCUACUCCCUCCAUCCAUUAGUAUAUCAAUACUUAUCGGAGCAGAUAAAGUCGGAAGCAUACACGAUUGCAGUGCAGAAUUUUGUUGAGUACUAUGAAAAGUUAAUAGGAAGAAUCAUGCGCGGAAUGAACACUCGGUAUUGGAAAGGCCGAUGGCUUUUGGAAACAAACAAGAUUCACAUUAUGAAGUUUUAUUCCAUCAUGGCGGAUGAACCAGAAUUGCUUCGGCCGAUGAAGAGCAAAUUUUCACCCAUUGAGCUUUUGAUCAAAAAGCAUUUAUCCGAUCUUUCUGACCUCAUGAUAUCUAAUGUUAUGAAAAGGAGAAUAUUCACUAGUGAAACCAAGAGAGCACAGAAAGCGAAGAAUGACGAUGCUUUUAUUUUCUGGAUGGUUGAAGAAGCGGAUGUAUUUAACCUGCUUCACGACCAACCGGAUAUUGCAUUGCAAAUGCUUGAAAAGUUGUCGGAAGGAAGAUAUGCGGCACUUCGAGGCCUUCAUGCUGAUCCAUUUUACAACAAGUUGGUUCAUUCACUGUUCCACAAAGUGAAGGGGUUGGCUAAGUGGAAGAAACUCCAGUACCAAAGUGCAAUGGAGCAUUUGAACUUGUCAGUGUGCUUCUUGCAGAAGAUCGAACCCUUACCACAGGACUUCAUUUGCAAAGUGUGGUGCUUCAUCGGAGAAAUGCACAUUGAAAUUGGGGAUUUUCAGACAGCGUAUGAUGUCCUCCAAACUAGUUUCGAAGCACUGACGGACAUAUUACAUAACAAUGCAAAGCCCUCCAAACAAAGCGAGCAGUCAUAUGAACUACAUUUGGCGAUUCCAAAACACUAUUACCUUUUUGCACUAAUCGAGUUCAAGAAAGCGUUGCUGGAACCUGAUCCAAAGGAAAAGACCAGCUUGUUCUCAAAUGCAAAGCAAAAACUGGGAAAAGGAAUGAAGCUUGAUGAGGCACUGAAGAUCGACUACUUAGACUGCUACUACACCAAAAUGAAGCUUCUGGCAGACAUUUAUGUCGAGGAAGGGCAGAUAGAUAAAGCGUACCAGGAUGCACUGUUCGUCUUGGACCAACGACGGGAAAUAUUGCAACCCCCGCACAAGAACUACACAGAGAGUGUAUACCAGGUGGCAAGAAUAUGUAUGUUGCAAGGCAAGAAGUGUGCACUUGAAGGAAAACAAGACGAAGCAAAGGAUCAAUACAAGACCUCCGUGUGCCGGUUUUCUGAGAUGAUUGAUCACCAUCUGAAGCAGGGUCACAUUCCUCGAGAGCACGAGCUUUAUAAAAAUAUCAGACGUGACCACAUUCGUGCUGCAGAGUGCCUCGGCGAUCAAAAGGAAACUAGGAAAGUUCUUAAAUUUUACAAGGAUCUCGAGGCAGGACAUUUCGAGUCCGUUUGGAAGUCGCGCAUGCACAAGGUGCAGGAAAUGAUGUUGACACCGAUGGAGAUGCUUAGGAAGUUGUUCAGUUCUCAAGCCAACAUCAGCACGGAGUUUGGUGGCGCUGACCACACUCUACAGCGUGUCGAGGCAAUGGCCCACGCGGGAGGUGAAGACAUAGGCGACAUGUUGGCAAUGAUGGAGCCGGUACGCCGCGACUCUGGGAUGGGUCACAGCAGCUCGGACUUCGGAGAAUCAUUGUCAUCCGGAAGCGGAAGUCUGUCUGCCAACGUCAGGCUGAUGCAGCUUGGGAAGUCCACUUCUGUUGAGGAUGAAGUCUUUGAAGAACAAACUGCUGCAGCAGCAUCUGUGGAUACAGAAGCGCCCAAAAAACGUCUCAAAACAGAACCGUAGUCGACAAAUGGAUACCCUAGUAUUAAUUAUUUGUGCCAUAUGAUUGUACAGCAUUUACAGAUCUGUUUGAUUCCUGUAACAUGUCUCGAAUUUACACCCGAUCCUGAUGUUUUGAAUCUCAAACCACAAAGUGGUUACACAAAUUUAAAUCAUAUAUGUGCUUUUGCUUGAUACUUGGUGCAUGUUGUUUUCAAAUGUGAAUAACUCAGUUGUCGUAAAUAACUAACCGAUGCAUUUAAGGUUUCCAUCCAUUAGAUGCAGGUACAGUUUUACAUUUUGGUUGCUACCCGAAUACUUCAGUGCGGCAUAUAGUCGCCGCUUUGUGCGAUGGGUUCAUCUUCCACACCACAGCAUACAUCCGCUUGAAAUCAACAAACCGUACAAUAAUACUUUUAUUUUAAAACAAGAAGGUGUGCGUAUUACGAGAACUUACUGCAUGUAAUUUAUUUAUUUUUUAUAGUAAUAAGACGUAAGAUUUAUUAAAUCGGUUAAAAUGCACUAUUGAUACAAACUAUUCCGUGGUAUUCCUCGGCAACUACUGACAUCAAAUCAACAAAACUAAAUGGAAGCUUCGUUGCAAAUAAGAAAUAGGCCUACUACUUCAACGUUCCACUUCAAUUAUUUGUUUCAAAGUUAUUGAACUUUGAAAUUUGUCUUGUAUUAGAAUAUAAUUUUUACAAUUAUUGUGCGAGCUAUUUUAUCUACAAGUACGUACCGUUUUUCAUACGUACUUUUUGGGAGGUUAAGGAAAACAUUAUUAUAGUUUGAAAUGCGCCCGUUCAACUUUCAGCAGCUAUAUUUGCUGAAAACACAUGAAGUAUAACUAUAUAAUAAAUAGACGUGUUGUAUUGCCUGAAUAGUCUGUUUUGGUUGAUUUUAAGAUGUAUGGUCCUAAUGUCUAAAUUAUUGUAUACUGCAAAACUGUAUUGGCUAUCUUUAAGUAAACGCUGUCCUUAUCAUGGCCUUAUGUCAAACUUAAAUGUCAUGGCUAGUUCUGUAUUUCUAGGUAUGUUUAUAGUUCCGUCAUGCUCAUGUUUAAAUAUUGCAACGCAAACUGCAUUUUGAGCAUCCGUCAGCAUAAGUGAUCAACUUUUUAUAUUAUAUAUCUAUAUGCAUGCAUUGAUGCUUGUUGAUGCUUUAUUGUAGAUCUGUGCAACUGCUAUAUGGUGUAUGUGCAUUAAAAUUCGAAUUCUAAUUCUUUUUAAAUAGCCUCAACAUUUUAAAAUGCAUGAUGUCGUAUAUAUGGGUAGAAAUUCUACGUUAUGUUACACAUAUUACCUUAAAUUGGGGUUAUAUAAUUGUCUAUAGUGUCUUUUUAUAACUUAUUUUUUUGCUUUUGUA
This is a messenger RNA of Dreissena polymorpha, 4745 nucleotides long. RefSeq lists its product as uncharacterized. The coding region runs from base 363 to 3404 and encodes 1013 amino acids. The record is from RefSeq and is a predicted model, not a curated record. NCBI's taxonomy places the organism in Eukaryota, Metazoa, Mollusca, Bivalvia, Myida, Dreissenidae. The transcript has 16 exons. Gene Ontology annotation, molecular function: protein binding; ADP binding.